AUGAGGUCAGGACGAGGUCACAGUGAGGACUCGCAGGGAGUCAUCGAGGCGUUGCAGGACAAGGCGCGGCUACUUGAGGCGCCUAUUGAGCGCAUGAACUCGGACAAGAAGCAAGCGGAGAAGCACCUCAUCGAGAACAAGGAGAACCUCGAGAUGGAGAAGAUCGACAACGCCCGCCUGAAGACGCUGCUCGACAACGAGAGGUCAAAGGUGCGGGAGCUGGACGAGCUGGUGAGCGCGAGGCAGAACACGGGAACGACGGAACUAGAGGAGCUGCUCUCUAAGACGCGGGAGGAGAAGGGUCGCGCGGAGGCUCGCGUUGCCAACCUGCAGGAAGCUCUCGCUCACAGCCAGAACGAAGCCACCAAGCUCAAGGACAAGGUCUUCUACCUAGAGGAGGAGCUACAGGU
This is a messenger RNA of Priapulus caudatus, 410 nucleotides long. RefSeq names its product ERC protein 2-like. The record is from RefSeq and is a predicted model, not a curated record. Lineage: Eukaryota; Metazoa; Priapulida; Priapulimorpha; Priapulimorphida; Priapulidae.